AUGAGUAACGAAAUUAAAAAUUGCAAAGGCAAAGAGCUAACAGAGAAGGUAGUUGCUGGUGCGAAAGAUAAUGAGAAACUGGCAAAAAUGAUACGAAAUUUGAGGCAAGAAAAUGAGAGUACGGGUACUACCGGGGACGAUAAGGGAUAUAAGGAAAAAUUUCAAGCCCUGGUUGAAAUAAACAAUGACUUGAAGAACGACUACGAAGAACUUCAAAUGCGAUAUGAAAUGCUUAAAGGCGAGAAGCGACUACUGGAAGACGAGGAAAAGGAGUUAAAACUACAUGUAUCUGAGCUGGAAAAACGACAGGGACCUUUAGAAAGCGAACUAGCCAGACUAGCUGCUGCUUUAUAUGCUCAACAAGGCUUCAGCAAUGGCGGACCCUCGGAAGAGCAAUGUGAGAUACUGAAGUCUCAGAUAAUUGUUUACAAAGAGGAUUUUGAAAGAGAGAGAAACGAUCGGGAGAAAUUACAUGAAGAGAAGGAAAAAUACAAACAUAAACUGGAGGAUUCUGAGGAAAUUAUCAGAAAGUUAACUGCGGAACUUGAUGCUUGCAAAGCCCGGGAGGAAUCUGAGAAUGGGUACCUCAGUAAGAGAGUUGCCACUCCCCCCCGGUAUCAGGUGCAAUAUACCUAUCCAUAUCAACCUGUUGAUCAGAGGUGGAGAAUGGAACAAAAAAAGUGA
This is a messenger RNA of Paramuricea clavata, 684 nucleotides long. Lineage: Eukaryota; Metazoa; Cnidaria; Anthozoa; Malacalcyonacea; Plexauridae. The record is from the annotation of a GenBank genome assembly.